Molossus molossus (Pallas's mastiff bat) is the source of this 5655-nucleotide messenger RNA. It is a transcript of the gene UBASH3B, whose product is annotated as ubiquitin associated and SH3 domain containing B. The record is from RefSeq and is a predicted model, not a curated record. Bases 1 to 1950 code for a protein of 649 amino acids. The transcript is spliced from 14 exons. Gene Ontology annotation, cellular component: cytoplasm. NCBI's taxonomy places the organism in Eukaryota, Metazoa, Chordata, Mammalia, Chiroptera, Molossidae. Gene Ontology annotation, molecular function: protein binding; protein tyrosine phosphatase activity. Gene Ontology annotation, biological process: negative regulation of bone resorption; platelet aggregation; collagen-activated tyrosine kinase receptor signaling pathway.
AUGGCCCAGUACGGCCACCCCAGCCCGCCCGGCAUGGCCGCGAGAGAGGAGCUGUACAGCAAAGUGACCCCGCGCAGGAACCGCCAGCAGCGCCCCGGCACCAUCAAGCAUGGAUCCGCGCUGGACGUGCUCCUGUCCAUGGGCUUCCCCCGGGCGCGCGCACAAAAAGCCUUGGCAUCCACAGGAGGAAGAAGUGUUCAGGCGGCAUGUGACUGGUUAUUCUCCCACGUGGGUGACCCCUUCCUGGACGACCCCCUGCCCCGGGAGUACGUGCUCUACCUCCGCCCCACCGGCCCCCUAGCACAGAAGCUCUCGGACUUCUGGCAGCAGUCGAAGCAGCUCUGCGGGAAGAACAAGGCCCACAACAUCUUCCCGCACAUCACCCUCUGCCAGUUCUUCAUGUGUGAGGACAGCAAGGUGGACGCCCUAGGGGAGGCCCUGCAGACCACCGUCACUCGCUGGAAGUGUAAGUUCGCGGCCCCCCUGCCCCUGGAGCUCUACACCUCCUCCAACUUCAUCGGCCUCUUCGUGAAGGAGGACAGCGCGGAGGUCCUCAAGAAGUUUGCCGCCGACUUCGCCGCGGAGGCUGCGUCGAAAACCGAAGUGCACGUGGAGCCCCACAAGAAGCAGCUGCACGUGACCCUGGCUUACCACUUCCAGGCCAGCCACCUACCCACCCUGGAGAAACUGGCCCAGAACAUCGACGUCAAGCUGGGGUGCGACUGGGUGGCUACCAUAUUCUCUCGGGACAUCCGGUUUGCCAACCAUGAGACGCUGCAGGUGAUCUACCCCUACACCCCCCAGAAUGACGACGAGCUGGAGCUGGUCCCCGGGGACUUCAUCUUCAUGUCUCCCAUGGAGCAGACGGGCACCAGCGAGGGCUGGGUCUACGGCACGUCCUUGGCCACCGGCUGCUCCGGCCUCCUCCCUGAGAACUACAUCACCAAGGCUGACGAGUGCAGCACCUGGAUCUUUCACAGUUCUUACUCAAUCCUAAACACGUCGUCUUCCAACGCGCUCUCCUUUGGCGACGGCAUACUGGAGAGGCGGCUGUGUGAGGACCAGGGCCUGGGGGAGAUGACCCCCCUGACUAUCAUUUGCCAGCCCACACAGCCUCUGAGGCUCAAUAGCCAGCCUGGCCCCCAAAAGAGAUGCCUCUUUGUGUGCCGGCACGGGGAGAGGAUGGAUGUGGUGUUUGGGAAGUACUGGCUGUCUCAGUGCUUCGAUGCCAAAGGCCGCUACAUACGCACCAACUUGAACAUGCCUCACAGCUUACCUCAGCGGAGCGGUGGUUUUCGGGAUUACGAGAAAGAUGCUCCGAUCACUGUGUUUGGAUGUAUGCAAGCGAGACUAGUAGGUGAAGCCUUAUUAGAAAGUAACACCGUUAUUGACCACGUCUACUGUUCCCCAUCCCUGCGCUGUGUUCAGACUGCAUACAACAUCUUGAAAGGUUUACAACAAGAAAAUCACUUGAAGAUUCGUGUAGAGCCUGGCUUAUUUGAGUGGACAAAAUGGGUCGCUGGGAACACAUUACCUGCAUGGAUACCUCCAUCCGAGUUAGCUGCAGCCAACCUGAGCGUUGAUACAACCUACAGACCUCACAUUCCAGUCAGCAAAUUAGUGGUUUCAGAAUCCUAUGACACUUACAUCAGUAGAAGUUUCCAAGUAACAAAAGAAAUAAUAACAGAAUGUAAAAGUAAAGGAAAUAACAUCCUGAUUGUGGCCCAUGCAUCUUCCCUUGAGGCGUGCACCUGCCAACUUCAGGGCCUGUCACCUCAGAACUCCAAGGACUUUGUGCAAAUGGUCCGAAAGAUUCCAUACUUGGGGUUUUGUUCCUGUGAAGAAUUGGGAGAAACUGGAAUAUGGCAGCUAACAGAUCCACCCAUCCUUCCUCUUACCCAUGGACCCACUGGUGGCUUCAACUGGAGAGAGACCUUGCUACAAGAAUGAACACACCAAUGAAGAAGGCAAAAGGCUUUGGAAAGCCUUUGGGAGGAGUGUCUUUUUGUGUGUUUAGUAACAGUGAAACGUCUGCACCACAUUAUAAGCGACAGCUCGGAAUAACUCAGCAUCCUUCCUUCCAUGCUUUAAAAUUCUUGUGAUGAGACUGUGCAUAAGGAGAAAACUCGAUUCAGGGAUAAAAUUCAUUCUCUCUGGACUCUUACCUAGCUAUCAAGGCUUUCGAGAAUUGUCUUCGUAAGGAGUUGAGGCACCUGCCAAGCAGAGGAUGUGUCCUUCCUUCCGCCUCUGCGUGGCCAAGGACCCUGAGUGUCCUCCCGAAGGGAGGCGCCAGCCUUGCCCAGGAAGGAGGCAGGAGAAAGGAGGCGUCCGGAGUCCAGCCCGAGGGACACUGAGCUGCUGGUUUGGUGAUGGGAUUUUCUUUUUAACUCCAUGUUCCAGUUAGGCAAAGCCCAGUUGAAGGAUUCUUUCUGGGUAAUCAGAGAACGUGCCCUGCCGAGCGCUGUCCUAGGUUCCACGUCCAGGUCCGCGGUGAGCGACCAGCAGCCCGCAGGCCUGGGGCGUGCGGAGCUGCCUCUGUCCGCAGCUGGUGCGCACCACUCCCCACCCCCGCCUCCGUCAGAAAUGGGGAGACAAGCUGUCUGCAGCACUUUUGGAUACUCAGGAGGAAAAUGAGAUAACUGUGUGAAGCAUUCAAUUGUAGGAGCAAAGAACUUCCACCAUCUAAAGCGACUCUGAAUUAUCCGUGUGGCCCCCAAGGAGCCACAGCACUUCAGAGUCGCCCUGGUUGCGGUCCUUGGCUCCUGAGCCUGGACGAGGGUGACUGUUAAGAAAGUUGACAUUGUGAAAGGAUGUAUGUUACAUACAGUAUUUGAGUCAGCAAAAAGCUCACUCUUGUGCAAUAUGGACAUCUACAAAUCAUGCCAAGGGUCAGGCUGCCGCCCCCUUGCAUACAGUGCAUGUCAGUCAUAACAGGUCAUCCACAAAUGCAUUGAUGAUACCAGGGAUGUAUACAGCGAAGUCAGGGAACUAAUUUAAAUGAUGACAGUCACGCUUGCACUGCUACUUGUGCUGUCGUUGUUCAUUUUCUAGGAUCAUUUUAAAUCUGUAGGUAGGGCUACUUAAGGCACGUUGGGAGGACCACAUCGUGUGGUUUCCCUUCACACCUGCUUCCCGAAUUUAGGGGGAGUUUAUUUUUAAAAAAUAAAUGACAAUCAAGCCAAAACAUCAGUUACAAUGUCUGAUUGCGUGGUGAGCUUAGUGCUGUGGCAGCAGACAGUGGUCCCGUGGGGUGCAGCUCACAGUGCAGAUGUGUGCAGACAAAGUCCCAGCCACUUACAGGAACAUCACUGUCAAACAGAUCAAUACCCAUGACAUAUGGUAUAUCAGAACAGGUGUGUGCUCCUGUUUGAAGUGAGAACUUGAUGAUCCCUGAGACGAAGAGGGAGUAGAAGUUUGCUGGCUCUGUAUGUUCAUCAGCAAGAAGAAUAUUGCUGGGUUUUUUAAAUUCACUUAAAGAAGUAUGUCAUGAAUUUUACAUUUUAAGAAGCAAAUCUUGAUUUCUUCUAGCAUUGCACAAACACCAUGCUGAUUCUGAGUAUAGAUGUAACUCCGCUGACAUCACUGAUUAAUAUAAAUGUUUUAACCUUCAGUUGGUGAAAUACUCUCAUUAAAGGUUUUUUUUUUUAUCCUCACUGCAGGAUAUAUGUUUUUUAAUUGACUUUAGAGAGAGGAAGGGGGAGAGAAAGAGAAACAUCAAUUGGUUGCUUCCCAUACGCACCCUAACCCAGAAUCGAACCUGCAACCUUUUUGGUGUAUGAGAGGCACCAAGCCAGGGCUUAUUCAAGGUUUUAGGAGAAACAUCACUUUACAGUCCUUUAAUCUGUAAGGAAGUGAGCCCACUGUUUAAUCAGAUUUAUAUUGUGUAUUAGAUUCUGCACAAAUGUCCGUGGACUUGCACUGCUCAGAGUGUUGCUCGAGUACGUCACGUGCUAUGUCCCCGAGAAGAACAGCAUAUGCUCUGGGCUGUAUCUGUGCUUACACAGAGCCAAACUCCGAAGGGCUCAGCUCUCCCAUUUUAUGAUGACCUGAUAGGUCAGUGUAGCUGGGUUACAGACAUUGUCCUCAGUCCAAUGUGGACAGAGCCUCAGACUAUUGUCUACAUGAACAACAAGAGGUAGAGAUCUGAAAUCAUUUUGUGAAUAAUUCAGGUGGCAAACUCUAUGGGAACAAAGAGUUUAUUCCUCUGCUUUAAUUAUCGAUUGUUUUUAAAAAUGGCCUGAAUAUCUGAAUUCACAUUAAAUUCUCUUCUCACAUUUACCUGUUUAAACAAUGGAACUUGAACUCCAAAUGAGAAAUUAUUUGGAAAUCAUGUAGAAUCUAUGUCUAUUAAAAGAAACAUGAUGUCAUAUCCAUACAAAAGUUCCAGGUUGAUAUUGCAACUUGAAAUUCAGGCCGGUUAUUUUUGAUCUGAUGCUUAUUAAGAACAAAUGUCGAUUGAGGGGCUCAGGGUGGAAAAGAAAGGAAGGGAGAAGGAAACCCCAGAUGACAACCCAAGGGUUCCUUGCAGAGAGGAACUUUUCCGCUAAUGGAGGAAGUUACCUGAGACAAACCGAGAUGAAAUUAACUAAAGGACUUAAUCUGGGAUUGAAAGUCUGAAACAUUUUGCUGCUUGUACAAGUGUGCCAUCUAAUACCCCAGCAUUAUUCAUAGACGGGACUCUGGUUUCCAUGAUUUUAAAAUGCCACAUCCCUUGGUGGGCAAGAGUAAUUGGCACAUUUUAAUGCGCAGCCGGGCGUUUGUGUUCCCGGGCUCACAUCCCCAUCUCUGCACUGGCAGCUCAGCGCUUACUGCUUCACCCCAGUUUGCAGCUCAGAAUACAGUGUUUCCCAUUACAUUUAGAUUCAUGGAAUCUGAAUGGCUGAUUAAAUGGCCACCUGAUGGCUGAAAGAGGGAGAUAGUUUCACUCCAAUGAAGGGCUUCCAGGAGUUUCUACUUUUUAUUUGAAUUACUUUAACCAAAGAAUUAUUUUAAAGUAACCUUAUAUUUGAAAGAUGAUUUUGCAAAAAAAUAAAAAUAAAAAUAAAAAAUAGUAUUUUCUGGAGUAAUGUCAGUUUGGUAAAUCGGUGUUGCUAAUUUCCUUGCAUUUUAGGCUGAUGUGGUCACUGUUGUGUCAGUGGUAUUUGGAAUGCAUCUCGAUUGUCCUCCAGUUGUGUUUAGCAUUAUCGUAAUGUAUCUUUUCGACUAGCUGCUUGGUAUUUCAAUCACCUAGUGUUAUUGGGAAGUAAUUGCGGAGCUACGGUGAGAGAAGUUCCUAUCUCUGCCUCCGAGAAAGGCGUCCUUGUGUAGUAAAAGGGAGGCCUUCCUUUGUAACCUAGGCACUCGGCUACCCAGUGUUUAAUUUGAAAGUCGUGCUGAAUUGCUCUUUUGAAUUUACUCUAAGUAAUGUGUGUGUUAGAAUGCAGAUGAGCUUCCUUUAAUUUUCACAGACACUGUCACAAAGGUACUGUGUUUGCUCCAACCGCUCAGAUAAUGAAGCACAGAGCUAUUUGCAUUUAAAUUGUAGUUUUGCACAUGUGUGAGCACCAAGAGGGCUAGCUGCCCAGCCAGGAGGGAUAAAACUGUAGAAGAGGCUGGGGAAAGAGCGAUUUAGCAUCUAUUGAGGUUAAUAUUCACUUUACAAAGGUCGGGGGGGGG